AUGGCGAUAUUUACUCUACUUUCUCCUCUUCGGCCACUCACAACGUGUAAAUCAAUACAGACCCGGGUCUUAUCUCAAAGAUUCCAUCUUUCUGUGACAAAUUGCAGAGAACCCCCCAAACAAAUUACUUAUGGUGUCUCAUUUGACCCAAAACUCACAGCCACUCUUCUGGGCACAGCUAGUUUGGCUUUAACCACAACCCUUUUGGGAUCAUCCUGUGCUGCUGCGGAAUUGCCAUCAGUAAUUGCCUCUUCGUUGCAGUUCAAUGAGCCGGCCAAUGCACUCUCCUUGCCCACCUGGGCAGUCCAUGUGUCCAGUGUUGUAGAAUGGAUAACUGCGAUGGUUUUGGUUUGGCAAUACGGGGAGAAGACUGGAAAUGAGUCUUGGAAGGGCCUCUCUUGGGGUAUGGGAACUCAGUCUGUCACUCUGUCCGAGUCUGUGGUUAGAUUUGUUGGGUGGAAGGCAAUCUUCAGGGGGCUCAGAGCCUGUGUAAUGGUUGUAAGUUAG
Oldenlandia corymbosa var. corymbosa is the source of this 507-nucleotide messenger RNA. Lineage: Eukaryota; Viridiplantae; Streptophyta; Magnoliopsida; Gentianales; Rubiaceae. The record is from the annotation of a GenBank genome assembly.